AGGUAGUCUCACUUUAGGUUACACUGAGGCAGCUACAUAAAGCAAAAAUGUUUUCCAGAACAUUUUACACAAAGGCCUUGUUAUGGAAUAUUUUAAUAUGUUGGCUGCAUCUUGCAGCUUCCGGAUCAUCAAAAAAUAAUGAAACAUCAGCUGAGAGCACUUCAACUUCAAAGGAUAUGGGAAUACAGCCCCGAAUAAUAGAGGUGGAAUCAAUAUCUACCACAGUUACAAAACCAAAUGCACAAGAGAGGCGAAAACACAAGGACCAAGGAGCAGCACCGGCUUGUAACAGACCAGUACAUCCGCACCAAAUGCCUCCGAUAUCUCCAACAACCACUCCGGAUAAAAUAACAAUUGUGGUAGAAAAUGUGCACGGGACAGGAAAAGAUUCCUCAAUUAACAAAACAAUCCCUCAAACUCAUAGAUCUACACCCUCCACUGGGCCUGUACCCAUCAUAAUACUUUUACCCACCAAAACGCCUACACCUUCCAUGGCACCUGUACCCAUCGUAAUACUUAUACCCACCAAAACAACAACACCCUCCACAAAAUCUACACCCUCCACACCAUAUAUACCCUACAUACUAACUAUACCCAACAAAACACCUACACCCUCCACGACAACAUCCACAUUGUCUACAACUACAGUCUCCACACCACAUAUACCCUUCAUAAUAACUAUACCCAACAAAAUACCUCCACCCUCCAUGACAACAUCCACAUCUUCUACAACUACAGUCUCCACACCACAUAUACCCUUCAUAAUAACUAUACCCAACAAAAUACCUCCACCUUCCAUGACAACAUCCACAUCUUCUACAACUACAGUCUCCACACCACAUAUACCCUUCAUAAUAACUAUACCCAACAAAAUACCUCCACCCUCCACGACAACAUCCACAUUGUCUACAACUACAGUCUCCACACCACAUAUACCCUACAUUAUAACUAUACCCAACAAAAUACCUCCACCCUCCACGACAACAUCCACAUCUUCUACAACUACAGUCUCCACAACUACAGUCUCCACACCACAUAUACCCUACAUAAUAACUAUACCCUACAAAAUACCUACACCCUCCACGACAUCUACCUCCACAGCACCUAUACCCUCCAUAAGAACUAUACCCUUCAAAACUUUAGUUGAAACAACAUCUCCAAAAACAGUUGUGCAAGAACAUAUGCAAGAAGCUCCUUCAUGUAACAUCCGAGUACCUCCAUUGCAAUUUCCCCCAGAAUCCACAACAGCAACCACAGCUGAAACAACAUCUACAACUUCUCCAAAGGUAAUUGUGAUAGAAAAUGCACAAAACCAAAGAGUAGGUCCAACAUCUGCAUCUCCUAAAACAUCUACACCUUCCACAACAACUGUCGAUAUAUCCACAGCACCCACACCCACCCCAACUGCAAUUACAACUGCAGCUAAAACAAUAUCUCCACGUACCCCCAAAAUAAUUGUGAUAGACAAUGUAGAAUAUCAAUCGGAAAGUCCCUCAAAUAACAGAGCAAUCACUCAAGCAUCCACAUCUACACCCACCCCAACUACAACCACAGCUAAAACAAUAGCUGCACUGAACCCAAUAAUAAUCGUGAUAGAAAUCAUACAAAACGAAGAAACUGUUCCCGCAUGUAACAUACGUCAACAACAAAUGCCCACAACUAUCCCGACAACUACUACAGCUGAAACAACAUCUACAAUGUCCCUAACAAUUGUUGCUGAGCCACCAAUUGUUCCUGAAGAAAAUAAGCCAAGCAAUCAAGAGAAUCCAGAUUCAUUUCCAGUCGAGAAAAUAAACGCCAUUGAUUACAAUGUGGCAUUCGUUGUGGAAAGUCUGUCUCUUGAAGAAAUACAAGCAAUGCCCUUACAAACAGCAACCAUGAUUUCAGCUGAGCUCACAGAUCUGUUUGAGAAGUGCAGUUUCAAUGCAACUUUCUUAAAAUGUGUCGUAAAGUCAUUCAGAGAGGUAACAGUUAACAGCACCAGAGUGACUGCUGAUUGUUCAUUCCAAAACGUGUCCAACAUGGAACCCAUCAAACCAGAAGAGAUUUAUGAUGCAUUUAGAAAGGAGACCAAUAACCUUUCCUCACUGGGGUCAUAUGCACUGCAAAGCUACAGCCUCCUCGUAGAUGAUUUCACCCUCCAGCCCAAUGUCAAUGUUCCAGUUCCAAUCGAGAUAACAAAUCCAAUUGCUUUUAACGUGAUGUUCACUCUCGACAGUCUGUCUUUUGAAGAAGCAGAAGUGAACCCUUCAGGAACAGCAACCACGAUUGAAGCUGAGCUCUCAAAACUGUUUGAAGACAGUAGUAUCGAAGCAACGUUCUUAAACUGUGCGGUAAAAUCAUUCAGAAGGGCAAUGGUUCACAGCACCAGAGUGGCAGCUGAUUGUUCAUUCCAAAACGUGUCUACCAUUGAAUCCAUCAACCGAGAAGAUGUAUCUAAUGUAUUUAGCGAGAAGACCGGUGGCAUUUUAUUACUGGGGCCAUAUACGAUACAAAUCUCCAGCCUCUUUGUAGAAGAUGUCAAUGCACAGCCCAAUGACAAUGUUCCAGCUCCAAUCGAUGAAACAUAUCCCAUUGAAUACAACGUGACUUUCAUUGUUGACAAUCUGUCUAUUGAAGAAAUUCAAGCAAACCCUUCAGAAACAACAACCAUGAUUACAAAUAAGCUCACAGACCUGUUUGAGAACAGCAGUGUCAAUGCGACGUUCUUACAAUGUGACGUGAAAUCAUUCAGAGAAGAAAUUGUUAACAACACCAGAGUGACAGCUAAAUGUUUAUUCCAAAACGUGUCCACCAUGGAACCCAUCAAACGAGAAAAGAUUUAUGCUGUAUUUAACGAGAAGAUCGAUGACAUUUCCUCACUGGGGCCAUACGUACUGCAAAGCAACAGCCUCUAUGUAAACGAUUUCAAUGUACAGCACAAUGUCAAUGUUCCAGUUCCAAUCGAAGUAACAAAUCCCAUUAAAUACAACGUGAGUUUCAUUGUUAACAAUCUGUCUAUUGAAGAAAUUCAAGCAAAACCUUUAGAAACAGCAACCAUGAUUGCAAAUAAGCUCACAGACCUGUUUGAGAACAGCAUUAUCAAUGCAACAUUCUUAAAAUGUGACGUGAAAUCAUUCAGAGAGGUAACGCACCAGAGCACCAGAGUUACAGCUGAUUGUUCAUUCCAAAAUGUGUCCACCAUGGAACCCAUCAAGCGAGAAGUGGUUUAUGAAGUAAUUAGAGUGAAGACCCAUAACAUUACCGCACUGGGGCAAUUCCCAUUGCAAAGUGACAGCCUCUAUGUAGCAGAUUUCAAUGUACAGCACAAUGUCAAUGUUCCAGUUCCAAUCGAGGUAACAAAUCCAAUUGAAUACAACGUGACUUUCAUUGUUGACAAUCUGUCUAUUGAAAAAAUUGAAGCAAACCCUUCAGAAACAGCAACCAUGAUUGCAAAUGAGCUCACAGACCUGUUUGAGAACAGCAAUAUCAAUGCAACAUUCUUAAAAUGUGCUGUGAAAUCAUUCAGAGAGGUCAUGGCUAACAGCACCAGAGUUACAGCUGAUUGUUCAUUCCAAAAUGUGUCCACCAUGGAACCCAUCAAGCAAGAAGUGGUUUAUGAUGUAUUUAGAGAGAGGGCCUAUAAGAUGACCACUCUGGGACAAUAUCCAUUUCAAAUUGACAGCCUCUAUGUUGAUGGUUACACAGUGCAGCCCAUUGUCAUUGUUCCAGUCGAGGAAUCAAAUCCCACUAGUUACAACGUGACAUUCAUUGUUGACAGCCUGUCUAUUGACGAAAUUCAAGACACCCCAUCACAAACAGCAACCAUGAUUGCAUCUGAGCUCACCGACCUGUUCAAAAAUAGCAAUGUCAAUGCUACAUUCUUGACAUGUGUUGUGGAAUCCUUCAGAGAGGAAAUGGUUAGCAGCACCAGAGUGACAGCUAAAUGUUUAUUCCAAAAUGUGUCCACCAUGGAACCCAUCAACCGAGAAGAUGUUUAUGAUGCAUUUAGCGAGAAGACCGAUGGCAUUUCCACACUGGGGCCAUACGAACUGCAAAGCUACAGCCUCUAUGUAGACGAUUUCAAUGUACAGCACAAUGUCAAUGUUCCAGUUCCAACCGAGGUAACAAAUCCCAUUAAAUGCAACGUGACUUUCAUUGUUGACAAUCUGUCUAUUGAAGAAAUUCAAGCAAACCCUUCAGAAACAGCAACCAUGAUUGCAAAUGAGCUCACAGACCUGUUUGAGAACAGCAAUAUCAAUGCAACAUUCUUAAAAUGUGCUGUGAAAUCAUUCAGAGAGGUAACGCACCAGAGCACCAGAGUUACAGCUGAUUGUUCAUUCCAAAAUGUGUCCACCAUGGAACCCAUCAAGCGAGAAGUGGUUUAUGAAGUAAUUAGAGUGAAGACCCAUAACAUUACCGCACUGGGGCCAUUCCCAUUGCAAAGUGACAGCCUCUAUGUAGAAGAUUUCAAUGUACAGCACAAUGUCAAUGUUCCAGUUCCAAUCGAGGUAACAAAACACAUUAAAUACAACGUGACUUUCAUUGUUGACAAACUGCCUAUUGAAGAAAUUCAAGCAAAACCUUUAGAAACAGCAACCAUGAUUGCAAAUAAGCUCACAGACCUGUUUGAGAACAGCAAGAUUAAUGCAACAUUCUUAAAAUGUGACGUGAAAUCAUUCAGAGAGGUAACGCACCAGAGCACCAGAGUUACAGCUGAUUGUUCAUUCCAAAAUGUGUCCACCAUGGAACCCAUCAAGCGAGAAGUGGUUUAUGAAGUAAUUAGAGUGAAGACAGAUAGCAUUUCCUCACUGGGGCCAUACGAACUGCAAAGCUACAGCCUCUAUGUAGACGAUUUCAAUGUACAGCACAAUGUCAAUGUUCCAGUUCCAAUCGAGGUAACAAAUCCAAUUGAAUACAACGUGACUUUCAUUGUUGACAAUCUGUCUAUUGAAAAAAUUGAAGCAAACCCUUCAGAAACAGCAACCAUGAUUGCAAAUGAGCUCACAGACCUGUUUGAGAACAGCAAUAUCAAUGCAACAUUCUUAAAAUGUGCUGUGAAAUCAUUCAGAGAGGUCAUGGCUAACAGCACCAGAGUUACAGCUGAUUGUUCAUUCCAAAAUGUGUCCACCAUGGAACCCAUCAAGCAAGAAGUGGUUUAUGAUGUAUUUAGAGAGAGGGCCUAUAAGAUGACCACUCUGGGACAAUAUCCAUUGCAAAUUGACAGCCUCUAUGUUGAUGGUUACACAGUGCAGCCCAUUGUCAUUGUUCCAGUCGAGGAAUCAAAUCCCACUAGUUACAACGUGACAUUCAUUGUUGACAACCUGUCUAUUGAUGAAAUUCAAGACACCCCAUCACAAACAGCAACCAUGAUUGCAUCUGAGCUCAUCGACCUGUUCAAAAAUAGCAAUGUCAAUGCUACAUUCUUGACAUGUGUUGUGGAAUCCUUCAGAGAGGAAAUGGUUAACAGCACCAGAGUGACAGCUAAAUGUUUAUUCCAAAAUGUGUCCACCAUGGAACCCAUCAACCGAGAAGAUGUUUAUGAUGUAUUUAGCGAGAAGACCGUUGGCAUUUCCGCACUGGGGCCAUACGAACUGCAAAGCUACAGCCUCUAUGUAGACGAUUUCAAUGUACAGCACAAUGUCAAUGUUCCAGUUCCAACCGAGGUAACAAAUCCCAUUAAAUGCAACGUGACUUUCAUUGUUGACAAUCUGUCUAUUGAAGAAAUUCAAGCAAACCCUUCAGAAACAGCAACCAUGAUUGCAAAUGAGCUCACCGACCUGUUCAAAAAUAGCAAUGUCAAUGCUACAUUCUUGACAUGUGUUGUGGAAUCCUUCAGAGAGGAAAUGGUUAACAGCACCAGAGUGACAGCUAAAUGUUUAUUCCAAAAUGUGUCCACCAUGGAACCCAUCGACCGAGAAGAUGUUUAUGAUGUAUUUAGCGAGAAGACCGAUGGCAUUUCCACACUGGGGCCAUACGAACUGCAAAGCUCCAGCCUCUAUGUAGACGAUUUCAAUGUACAGCACAAUGUCAAUGUUCCAGUUCCAAUCGAGGUAACAAAUCCAAUUGAAUACAACGUGACUUUCAUUGUUGACAAUCUGUCUAUUGAAAAAAUUGAAGCAAACCCUUCAGAAACAGCAACCAUGAUUGCAAAUGAGCUCACAGACCUGUUUGAGAACAGCAAUAUCAAUGCAACAUUCUUAAAAUGUGCUGUGAAAUCAUUCAGAGAGGUCAUGGCUAACAGCACCAGAGUUACAGCUGAUUGUUCAUUCCAAAAUGUGUCCACCAUGGAACCCAUCAAGCAAGAAGUGGUUUAUGAUGUAUUUAGAGAGAGGACCUAUAAGAUGACCACUCUGGGACAAUAUCCAUUGCAAAUUGACAGCCUCUAUGUUGAUGGUUACACAGUGCAGCCCAUCGUCAUUGUUCCAGUCGAGGAAUCAAAUCCCACUAGUUACAACGUGUCAUUCAUUGUUGACAGUCUGUCUAUUGACGAAAUUCAAGACAACCCCUCACAAACAGCAACCAUGAUUGGAUCUGAGCUCAUCGACCUGUUCAAAAAUAGCAAUGUCAAUGCUACAUUCUUGACAUGUGUUGUGGAAUCCUUCAGAGAGGAAAUGGUUAACAGCACCAGAGUGACAGCUAAAUGUUUAUUUCAAAAUGUGUCCACCAUGCAACCCAUCAACCGAAAAGAUGUUUAUGAUGAAUUUAGUGAGAUGACCAAAGACAUUUCCUUACUGGGGCCAUACGAACUGCAAAGCUACAGCCUCUAUGUAGAUGAUUUCAAUGUACAGCACAAUGUCAAUGUUCCAGUUCCAACCGAGGUAACAUAUCCCAUUGAAUACAACGUGACUUUCAUUGUUGACAAUCUGUCUAUUGAAGAAAUUCAAGCAAACCCUUCAGAAACAGCAACCAUGAUUGCAAAUGAGCUCACAGACCUGUUUGAGAACAGCAAUAUCAAUGCAACAUUCUUAAAAUGUGACGUGAAAUCAUUCAGAGAGGAAAUGGUUAACAGCACCAGAGUGACAGCUGAAUGUUUAUUUCAUAAUGUGUCCACCAUGGAACCCAUCUACCGAGAAGAUGUUUAUGAUGAAUUUAGCGAGCUGACCAAAGACAUUUCCUCACUGGGGCCAUACGAACUGCAAAGCUACAGCCUCUAUGUAGAUGAUUUCAAUGUACAGCACAAUGUCAAUGUUCCAGUUCCAACCGAGGUAACAUAUCCCAUUGAAUACAACGUGACUUUCAUUGUUGACAAUCUGUCUAUUGAAGAAAUUCAAGCAAACCCUUCAGAAACAGCAACCAUGAUUGCAAAUGAGCUCACAGACCUGUUUGAGAACAGCAAUAUCAAUGCAACAUUCUUAAAAUGUGACGUGAAAUCAUUCAGAGAGGAAAUGGUUAACAGCACCAGAGUGACAGCUGAAUGUUUAUUUCAUAAUGUGUCCACCAUGGAACCCAUCUACCGAGAAGAUGUUUAUGAUGAAUUUAGCGAGCUGACCAAAGACAUUUCCUCACUGGGGCCAUACGAACUGCAAAGCUACAGCCUCUAUGUAGAUGAUUUCAAUGUACAGCACAAUGUCAAUGUUCCAGUUCCAACCGAGGUAACAUAUCCCAUUGAAUACAACGUGACUUUCAUUGUUGACAAUCUGUCUAUUGAAGAAAUUCAAGCAAACCCUUCAGAAACAGCAACCAUGAUUGCAAAUGAGCUCACAGACCUGUUUGAGAACAGCAAUAUCAAUGCAACAUUCUUAAAAUGUGACGUGAAAUCAUUCAGAGAGGAAAUGGUUAACAGCACCAGAGUGACAGCUGAAUGUUUAUUUCAUAAUGUGUCCACCAUGGAACCCAUCUACCGAGAAGAUGUUUAUGAUGAAUUUAGCGAGCUGACCAAAGACAUUUCCUCACUGGGGCCAUACGAACUGCAAAGCUACAGCCUCUAUGUAGAUGAUUUCAAUGUACAGCACAAUGUCAAUGUUCCAGUUCCAACCGAGGUAACAUAUCCCAUUGAAUACAACGUGACUUUCAUUGUUGACAAUCUGUCUAUUGAAGAAAUUCAAGCAAACCCUUCAGAAACAGCAACCAUGAUUGCAAAUGAGCUCACAGACCUGUUUGAGAACAGCAAUAUCAAUGCAACAUUCUUAAAAUGUGACGUGAAAUCAUUCAGAGAGGAAAUGGUUAACAGCACCAGAGUGACAGCUGAAUGUUUAUUUCAUAAUGUGUCCACCAUGGAACCCAUCUACCGAGAAGAUGUUUAUGAUGAAUUUAGCGAGCUGACCAAAGACAUUUCCUCACUGGGGCCAUACGAACUGCAAAGCUACAGCCUCUAUGUAGAUGAUUUCAAUGUACAGCACAAUGUCAAUGUUCCAGUUCCAACCGAGGUAACAUAUCCCAUUGACUACAACGUGACUUUCAUUGUUGACAAUCUGUCUAUUGAAGAAAUUCAAGCAAACUCUUCAGAAACAGCAACCAUGAUUGCAAAUGAGCUCACAGACCUGUUUGAGAACAGCAAUAUCAAUGCAACAUUCUUAAAAUGUGACGUGAAAUCAUUCAGAGAGGAAAUGGUUAACAGCACCAGAGUGACAGCUGAAUGUUUAUUUCAUAAUGUGUCCACCAUGGAACCCAUCUACCGAGAAGAUGUUUAUGAUGAAUUUAGCGAGCUGACCAAAGACAUUUCCUCACUGGGGCCAUACGAACUGCAAAGCUACAGCCUCUAUGUAGAUGAUUUCAAUGUACAGCACAAUGUCAAUGUUCCAGUUCCAACCGAGGUAACAUAUCCCAUUGAAUACAACGUGACUUUCAUUGUUGACAAUCUGUCUAUUGAAGAAAUUCAAGCAAACUCUUCAGAAACAGCAACCAUGAUUGCAAAUGAGCUCACAGACCUGUUUGAGAACAGCAAUAUCAAUGCAACAUUCUUAAAAUGUGACGUGAAAUCAUUCAGAGAGGAAAUGGUUAACAGCACCAGAGUGACAGCUGAAUGUUUAUUUCAUAAUGUGUCCACCAUGGAACCCAUCUACCGAGAAGAUGUUUAUGAUGAAUUUAGCGAGCUGACCAAAGACAUUUCCUCACUGGGGCCAUAUGAACUGCAAAGCUACAGCCUCUAUGUAGAUGAUUUCAAUGUACAGCACAAUGUCAAUGUUCCAGUUCCAACCGAGGUAACAUAUCCCAUUGAAUACAACGUGACUUUCAUUGUUGACAAUCUGUCUAUUGAAGAAAUUCAAGCAAACUCUUCAGAAACAGCAACCAUGAUUGCAAAUGAGCUCACAGACCUGUUUGAGAACAGCAAUAUCAAUGCAACAUUCUUAAAAUGUGACGUGAAAUCAUUCAGAGAGGAAAUGGUUAACAGCACCAGAGUGACAGCUGAAUGUUUAUUUCAUAAUGUGUCCACCAUGGAACCCAUCUACCGAGAAGAUGUUUAUGAUGAAUUUAGCGAGCUGACCAAAGACAUUUCCUCACUGGGGCCAUACGAACUGCAAAGCUACAGCCUCUAUGUAGAUGAUUUCAAUGUACAGCACAAUGUCAAUGUUCCAGUUCCAACCGAGGUAACAUAUCCCAUUGAAUACAACGUGACUUUCAUUGUUGACAAUCUGUCUAUUGAAGAAAUUCAAGCAAACUCUUCAGAAACAGCAACCAUGAUUGCAAAUGAGCUCACAGACCUGUUUGAGAACAGCAAUAUCAAUGCAACAUUCUUAAAAUGUGACGUGAAAUCAUUCAGAGAGGAAAUGGUUAACAGCACCAGAGUGACAGCUGAAUGUUUAUUUCAUAAUGUGUCCACCAUGGAACCCAUCUACCGAGAAGAUGUUUAUGAUGAAUUUAGCGAGCUGACCAAAGACAUUUCCUCACUGGGGCCAUACGAACUGCAAAGCUACAGCCUCUAUGUAGAUGAUUUCAAUGUACAGCACAAUGUCAAUGUUCCAGUUCCAACCGAGGUAACAUAUCCCAUUGAAUACAACGUGACUUUCAUUGUUGACAAUCUGUCUAUUGAAGAAAUUCAAGCAAACUCUUCAGAAACAGCAACCAUGAUUGCAAAUGAGCUCACCGAACUGUUCGAAAAUAGCAAUGUCAAUGCUACAUUCUUGACAUGUGUUGUGGAAUCCUUCAGAGAGGAAAUGGUUCACAGCUCCAGAGUGACAGCUAAUUGUUCAUUCCAAAACGUGUCCACCAUGGAACCCAUCAACCGAGAAAAGGUUUAUGAUGUAUUUAGCGAGAAGACCCAUUACAUUUCCUCACUGGGGUCAUACUUACUGCAAAGCAACAGCCUCUAUGUAAACGGUCACACUGUGCAGCCCAUCGUCACAGUCCCAGCUCCAAUCGACUUAACAAAUGACAUUAAUUACAAUGUGACGUUCAUUGUUAGUCUGCCAAUUGAAGAAAUUCAAAGAAACCGUUCAGAGACAUCAACCAUCAUUGCAGCUGAGAUCAUAGACCUGUUCGAAAACAGCAGUAUCAAUGAAACAUUCUUAUCAUGUGUUGUAGAAUCAUUCAGAGCGGAAAUGGUUAACAGCUCCAGAGUGACAGCUAAUUGUUCAUUCCAAAACGUGUCCACCAUGGAACCCAUCAACCGAGAAAAGGUUUAUGAUGUAUUUAGCGAGAAGACCCAUUACAUUUCCUCACUGGGGUCAUACUUACUGCAAAGCAACAGCCUCUAUGUAAACGAUUUCACUGUACAGCCCAAUGUCAAUGAGCCACCAAUUGUUCCUGAACAAAAUAAACCAGACAAUCAAGAGAAUCCAGGUAACUCAGCUACAUGCUCUGCACACAUCAAGUAUACGGAGAUCUCCAAGUACUAAAAGCAUUCAUAAUUCGCAAAGAACCACAAAAUAAAACCAAAACUAGGCUGUACUCCGCCCACUAUCACUACAAUGUGUCAGGUGGUAAAUGAUCAGGAUUGGAUCUCCCAGUAUGAUAUUUUAUAGCUUUUAUUAUAAUUGAAGGGAAAUUGUGGAUGAAGAAGGAAAAGUAGAGGCUUUGUUUCCAAAGGGGAGACAUAAGAGAUUACAAAUGCUGGAAACUGGAGCAAACAACAAAAUGCUGGAGGAACUCAGUAAGUCCGGCAACACCUGUGGAAGGAAAUAGAAGCGUUGACAGGGCAGGACAUGGGCAGGACCUA
Messenger RNA from Amblyraja radiata (thorny skate), 11077 nucleotides. Its product is annotated as mucin-16-like. Bases 48 to 10757 code for a protein of 3569 amino acids. The record is from RefSeq and is a predicted model, not a curated record. The transcript has 97 exons. Lineage: Eukaryota; Metazoa; Chordata; Chondrichthyes; Rajiformes; Rajidae.